Messenger RNA from Leishmania braziliensis MHOM/BR/75/M2904, 4746 nucleotides. RefSeq names its product putative DNA-directed RNA polymerase III largest subunit. The transcript has a single exon. Gene Ontology annotation, biological process: DNA-templated transcription; DNA repair. Gene Ontology annotation, molecular function: DNA binding; DNA-directed RNA polymerase activity; methylated-DNA-[protein]-cysteine S-methyltransferase activity. The coding region runs from base 1 to 4746 and encodes 1581 amino acids. Lineage: Eukaryota; Euglenozoa; Kinetoplastea; Trypanosomatida; Trypanosomatidae. The record is from RefSeq and is a predicted model, not a curated record.
AUGUCACACGCUGUCACCACGGCGGCGCAGUUUGUGCAACCGCUGCUGGAUAAGCCGGUGGAGGUGACCUCGAUCAAGUACAGCCUUCUCUCUGAAGAUAUGAUCCACCGCCUCUCAGUCAUGCCCUGCCACCGCGUGAUUGGGACCGAAAAGAACUUCGGUGUCAACGAUCCCCGCCUUGGCCCGAGCGACCGCUUGUCGGUGUGCAACACCUGUGGCCAAUGCAGCAUAGAAUGCACGGGCCACGCCGGUCACAUCAACCUCGAGGUGCCCGUCUUCCACCUCGGCUACUUCUCUGCUGUCAUUCGAGUGUGCCGGACAAUAUGCAAGCGCUGCUCCAACGUGCUCCUCACGCGAGAGGAGAUGGAGUACUAUCUGCACCGCCUGCGGUCCACGUCCCAUGAGCCGCAGCAGCGCGCCGCCCUUAUUAAAGCCAUUCAGGAGGAUGCCUACAAGACGCGCGUGUGCCUUAUGUGUGGCGGGCUGAACGGCACGGUGCGACGGGUGCGCCCAAUGCGUGUCAUCCACGAGAAGUACCUCGUGGAGUUGCGUCGCGGCGAGCAGGCGAAUGAGGACCCGACGGCGUUUUUUCAGGAGGCGUUGCGCUCCGCUGCGCUGCACAAUUCGGAGGUGGGCUCGCACAAGGAGUUCGUGCACGAGUUUUUGCACCCGCAGCGUGUUAAAGCGCUGUUCGAGGCGAUUCCACUGGAGCAGGUACCGCUGCUAGGCCUGCAACCCGGUACUAGCCCAAGCAGCCUUCUCAUUAGCACUUUGCUCGUCCCGCCCGUGUGUGUGCGGCCGCGCGGUAUGUCGACGACGAGUCACAUUCGAGAGGAUGACUUGACGACGCAGUACAACGAGAUUCUCAUCUGCUCUGACAUGAUGAACGACGGCACAAACGAUGCCGCACGUAGCGUAGAGACAUGGGAGCUUCUGCAGACGCGUGUGGCGCGGUUGCUGGAUGCGGCGCUGCCGGGGUUUCCUUCGCACCUCCGCACCACCGAGUGCAAGUCCUAUGCACAGCGCAUGAAAGGCAAGCAGGGCCGUUUUCGGGGAAACCUCAGCGGCAAACGUGUCGAUUUUUCUGGACGGUCGGUCAUUUCGCCUGACCCAAACCUUCGUAUUGACGAGCUCGCCGUGCCUCUGCGCGUCGCGCGUGUGCUGACGUACCCGCAGCGCGUCUUUGCUGGUAACAUCCAGCUCAUGCGCCGGCUCGUGCGCAACGGCCCGCACGUACACCCUGGCGCCCUCACGGUUUAUCUCUCGAAGGAAUGUUCGCGCAAAUCCCUGCGCAACGCACGCGACCGCGAGGCCAUUGCAGCGCGCCUCAGCAUAGGCGACGUUGUGGAGCGGCAUGUGAUGAACGGCGACUAUGUCCUCUUCAACCGUCAACCGUCGCUUCACCGCAUCUCACUCAUGGCACACCGAGCGCGCGUCUUGCCGUUCCGUACAUUUCGGUUCAACGAGUGCUGCUGCGCGCCCUACAACGCCGACUUCGACGGCGACGAGAUGAACAUCCACGUUGUGCAGACAGAGGAGGCCCGCGCCGAGGCAAAGGAGCUGCUGCUGUCGUCGCACCACAUUAUCACCGCCAAGAACGGCGAGCCCAUCAUCGCCUGCACGCAGGACUUUCUCACCGCUGCCUACCUCGUGACCGCCCGCGACGCCCUUUUCGAUCGCGCCACCUUCACGCAGAUGGUGUCCCACUGGCUGGACGCCGAGACACAGUUUGCGCUUCCGAUACCAGCCAUCCUGAAGCCGGCGGAGCUGUGGACCGGCAAGCAACUCUUCGAGCUCAUCCUUCGGCCGACGCCAGAGACACAGCUGCUGCUGAACUUGGAGGCGAAAACUCGCUUCUACUCUGGCGCUGGCAGGCACGACGACCCGGCAGAGGGGUACGUGGCAUUCCUCGAUUCCAUCUUUCUCUCUGGUCGACUCGACAAGAAGCUCCUGGGUGGUGGCGCCAAGGACGGCCUCUUUGCCCGCCUCUACGCCCUGGGCGGCGGGGAGCAGACGGCGACGUGCAUGUCGCGCAUCGCGCAGUUCACCGCCCGCUACCUUCAGAACUACGGCUUCUCUCUUGGGCUCGGUGAUGUGUCACCGACGCCGUCGCUCAGCGAGAAGAAGGCUGCCGUGCUAGCUGUGUCUUUCGACAAGUGUGACCGUCUCAUCUCUCUUGCCAAGAUGGGCCGGCUCAUCCCCAAGCCUGGAAUGAGUGUGAAGCAGAGUCUAGAGGCAAUGCUGAACGCUGAGCUGUCGCAGGUGCGUGAUGCGUGCGGCUCGGCCGCCGUGCAAGCGCUGGAUGCCAAGUCAAACGCACCUCUUAUCAUGGUGAACUCCGGCAGCAAAGGCAGUGCCCUCAACACUGCACAGAUGAUGGCGUGCGUGGGCCAGCAGACGGUCAGCGGUAAACGCAUCAUGAACGCCUUCCAGGACCGAGCCCUGCCACACUUCCCGCGGUUCGCCGAGGACCCCGCGUCCCGCGGCUUCGUAGCCAGCUCCUUUUACUCUGGCCUGUCGCCGACGGAGUUUUUCUUCCAUGGCAUGGCCGGCCGCGAGGGGAUCGUCGAUACAGCCGUCAAGACCGCAGAGACAGGCUAUAUCUACCGCCGUCUCAGCAAGGCUAUGGAGAACCUAAGCGUUGGUUACGACACCUCAGUGCGUAGCGUACAAGGCAGCAUUGUACAGCUGCGAUACGGCGAGGACGGCAUGGACCCGUGGCUGAUGGAGGGGUCGCACGGCACGCCGCUCAACCUCGCUCAGGAAUGGCUGAGUAGCCGUGCUGCCUACGCCCGGUUUCGAAAUCAAAUUCACUCCGUCAUGAACGAGAGGAGCCGCAGGGGCGAGCUGGCCGCAUCAACGGACCCGCUGCUCCAGAAUUACAACAAGCUCUACGAAGAAUGGCACAAUGUGUCGAUGCUCCCUGCGGAGCUGGAAACGUUCGUGCAUCAUCUUCUGCACGCGGAUGAGGGGACGCUCACCUCUUGCGCGCGCCUAAUGGAGGUGGAGGCGGCGAUCUGUGGUGGCGCGCCGUCGUCCGCGGCCGCUGGUCUGAAGCUGCUAAAAGAGCUAGCGCAGCAGCACGGAAGCGACCGCCUGCGCAGCGACAUUCAGGCAUUCUUCCGCAGGAAGCGCGACGAGCUGGUACAGCUGCGACAGGAGCUGAAGCUACCCCUCGAUACCCAUGCCACCGUGGCCGCUGCAGCUGCGUCGCCGAGCGCCAAAGCAGUUCGCGGCGGUGCAAAGCGCAGAUCGAGCCCGUCCGACGACGUGUUGCCGUCAACCACCGCAGGUGCAGUGCAGGCGUUUGCAGAGUCACUGCAAGUCGAGCUGCUGCCGCUCACAAGGGGGAUGCUGCUCCGCUUUUUCGAGGAUUCAGCUCGCAAGGUGCACCGCAAGCUUUGCGAGCCCGGCACGCCGUGCGGCGCCAUUGCCGCUCAGUCUGUGGGUGAGCCGAGCACGCAGAUGACGCUCCGCACGUUCCACUUUGCAGGCGUGGCCAGCAUGAGCAUCACGCAGGGUGUGCCGCGCCUUGUGGAAAUCAUCAAUGCAAACAAGAACAUCGCCACUCCGGUCAUCACGGCCCCCAUUCUGUUAGAGGACGAGUUCACGUCGAUAGACCUCGCCUCAGCGAGGCGUACGCAGUACCAAGCCGCACGCGCUGUGAAAGGCCUGAUGGAGCGGGUGCUGUUGAAGGAAAUCACACGCGAAAUGGUGGAGGUCGUGACGCCGCGGCAGUAUUACAUUCAGAUCUUCCUUGACAUAGGGCUGAUCGAGCGCCUGCUGCUGCCGAUCGAUGCGGCGGUGGUGUGCCAGCGUCUCUACGCGGCGGCUGCGCGACCAAUGUCACCGCUGCGCCAUCUCUCCGAGGCGUGUGUCGACAUGGUCAGCCGCGACUCCCUCAUUGUCAAGCCCUACGAGAAGGACCCGGCGCGUGUACACUUCAACAUUCAGCACCUGCUAACGCUCUUGCCGGAGCUCGUGGUCGGUGGCAUCCCAGGCGUCAACCGCGUUAUGAUUGCCGACCGCUCUGAGAAGCUGCUGGCGGAAGGAGCGGAGCUCUUGUCGGUCAUGUCUCUGCCGUACGUGGAUGGUGUUCGCACCACGUGCAACCACGUCGCUGUUGUUGAACGUGUUCUCGGCAUCGAGGCUGCCCGCGAGACCAUAGUGAAGGAAAUUACGAGCAUCUUACAGGCCUACUCGCUCAGCAUUGAUAUCCGGCACAUCUACCUCCUGGCCGACGUCAUGACGAGCCGCGGCGUGGUGCUCGGCAUUACUCGGUACGGCAUUCAGAAGAUGAACAACAAUGUCCUCACCAUGGCGUCUUUUGAGCGCACCACGGAGCACCUGUACAAUGCGGCGAUGACGGAGAGGGAGGACGUCAACCUCAGCGUCUCUGAGUGCAUCAUUAUUGGCAAGCCGAUUCCUCUCGGCACCAGCAGCUUCAACAUCCUGCUCGACAAGGGCAGCAUUGCGCCAUUCGGCUCCAAUACAGGACGAAUGCCAUCGUCUCAGGCCAGUGCCAAUGCAGUAGCCACAGCGUCACCGUCGCCCGGCAAGGCCACGGCGGCCGGCACGCAUAGUAAGAAGGUGGAGCUGACGCCGAAGGAGGUAUUCUUGCGGAGCUCAUUCAUGGCUUACGCCUCUGCGCACGGGGCGGGGAGACAUCGACCUCUUCGCGGCGGCUUUUCGAGUCGGCCGCUCUCUGCCGAGGGCGUCUUCCAGCUGGACCUUUUCACGUUGUGA